AUGUCUGAAGGCACAGGUUUGGACAAGCUUGGGAUUGCCACAGGAAAACAUUUGAACAUCGCCUUAACCACAUCCUCUGACCCGCUGAAUGCCAUCCAGGAGUUUCAGAAUGUCAAUGGCAUUGAUGCAGAGUCCUUGAAGAUCGCCCUGCCAUUUCUGGACCUGCAUGGGGUUAAACGGCUAACUUUGAACUUGUCUAUAUUUGAAACGGUCAGAGAGAGGCUUCUGCAGAGAAUUACAGAGCUGGCCACAGUCAAUGAUCCAGAAUCGACACAAAAACUGGAGUCCCUGUUGGACAGUAGCUUUCCCGCCAUUAAGAACAAGGACAUUAGACCUAUUGUCAUGGCGAUUAUGAAGCACCUACCCAAGGUCAAGGAAGAAUAUCUGAAACACUUGUUAGAGGACAAGGAGCUCUACAAUGAAGCAGCGACAGAAGUCAAACGUCAGAUCUGGGAAAACAAUCAGGCCCUGUUUGGAGACGAAGUGCAACCCCUUCUAGCUCAGUACUUGAAGGAGAAGGAAUGGUCCCUCUACCGCCAUGACAGUCCUGGCCUGACCUAUUUCUCCCCGACUCCCAAGCAGCGAAGACAGAAGGAAACACUGACACAGUUGCUGGAGAUGAUUGGCUCCAACGUGAAACUGUACGAUAUGGUUCUGCAGUUUUUGCGCACCUUAUUCCUGCGAACAAGAAACCCCCAUUACUGCACGCUGAGGGUGGAGCUUCUGAUGGCUAUUCAUGACCUGGAGUUGAACUCCAUCUGCUCCAAGGACCCGUGCCACAAGUUUACCUGGUGUGUUGAUGCUUGCAUACGAGAAAAGGCAGUGAACACCUGGAGGUCUAGAGAGCUUCACGGCUUUCUGGAUUCAGUGAAUAAAGGACAGGAAUUUGUUUUGGGGGAUUUGUCGAUGGUGCUUGCUGACCCAUAUGCCAUGAAUAUUAUACUUCAGUCCCUGAUGAAGAUGCUUCAGAAUUGUGUUAACACAGAUACACUGCCACGAGACAAUACAGAUCUGCAACUUCUGUGUCGAAUGACAGCUUUAGGCCUUAAUGCCUGGGAGAUGAUUGACAAGAGCAACUUUAGAGAGCCUAAAUUGGAGCCAGCAUUCUUCACAAAGUUCCUCGCCUACAUGGUCACUCUGAUGACCGAGGACCAGGUCCGGUUUUUUGCCACAAAAAUUCCUGGCGAGGUUCCAGUGCCACCGCCGUUACCCCCAGACAUGUACGCCACCUGGAUCAGUCAGUACCCCUUGGCCAGCAUGGUGGCUAUGUAUUACUGUUUGCAGUGUGCUAGAAUGAAGGACAAGCUGGCAGUCACCAUGAUCUUGCCCACACUUAUCCACUGUGAGAGUAACCGAGCCUACAGCGACACAUUCCUCCACUGUCUGUCCUCGUACCUGAUCCACAUGAAGGACGACUUUCAGCACGACGACUUCUGCACCGCCGUCCUGGAUGAUUUCUUUAUGCCUGCAGUUUCCAGGGAGCAUGUUCUGAGACAUCUGCUGAGGUUGUUGAUGUAUGUCCACCACAGAUUACCACGGCAACGUCUGGAUGCUGUCAUGGAGGAGAUAACUCAAGAUAAAGAU
Candidula unifasciata is the source of this 1584-nucleotide messenger RNA. The record is from the annotation of a GenBank genome assembly. Lineage: Eukaryota; Metazoa; Mollusca; Gastropoda; Stylommatophora; Geomitridae.